Messenger RNA from Hemicordylus capensis (graceful crag lizard), 1644 nucleotides. It is a transcript of the gene GALE, whose product is annotated as UDP-galactose-4-epimerase. Lineage: Eukaryota; Metazoa; Chordata; Lepidosauria; Squamata; Cordylidae. Gene Ontology annotation, cellular component: cytosol. The record is from RefSeq and is a predicted model, not a curated record. Gene Ontology annotation, molecular function: UDP-glucose 4-epimerase activity. Gene Ontology annotation, biological process: beta-D-galactose catabolic process via UDP-galactose, Leloir pathway. The transcript has 11 exons. The coding region runs from base 92 to 1135 and encodes 347 amino acids.
AGAAGGGCGGGGCUAGAGCGAGCAGGCCUUAAAGGAGCCGCGCGCCGCUACAGAAUGAACCUGGAAGGACGUUGCAGGGUUAUAGGUCAGGAUGUCUGAGAAGAUCCUCGUGACGGGUGGUGCUGGCUAUAUCGGCAGCCAUUGUGUGCUGGAGCUGGUCGAGGCCGGCUACACCCCUGUGGUCAUCGACAACUUCCACAAUGCCAUCCGAGGGGGCAAGGCGCUGCCUGAGAGCAUCCGACGUGUGCAGGAAAUCGUGGGGACGGAGAUCCUGUUCCAAGAGCUGGAUCUUCUUGACGAGGCAAGCCUCCAGGAGCUCUUCAAGAAGCAUCGUUUCUUGGCUGUGAUGCACUUUGCGGGCCUCAAAGCUGUCGGAGAAUCGGUCCAGAUGCCGCUGCAGUACUACAAGGUGAACCUGACGGGGACCAUCCGGCUGCUGGAGGCCAUGAAAGCACACGAAGUCAAGAACAUUGUGUUCAGCAGUUCGGCCACCGUCUACGGAGACCCUGCCUACCUCCCCCUUGACGAAAACCACCCAGUCGGCGGCUGCACCAACCCUUAUGGCAAAUCCAAGUAUUUCAUUGAAGAGAUUAUCCGAGACGUGUGCAAGGCAGAACCGGACUGGAACGCUGUUCUCUUGCGAUACUUCAACCCCAUCGGAGCCCACAAGUCAGGCAGGAUAGGGGAGGACCCCCAGGGCAUCCCAAACAACUUGAUGCCCUAUGUUGCCCAGGUGGCCGUGGGACGUCGAGAGUGCCUGAAUGUGUUUGGGAAUGAUUAUAACACUGUGGAUGGGACAGGCGUUCGAGAUUACAUCCACGUGGUGGAUCUCGCCAAGGGCCACAUUGCGGCGUUGGAGAAGCUGAAGGAGAACUGUGGCUGCAAGAUAUACAACCUGGGGACCGGCACUGGCUGCUCAGUCCUGCAGAUGGUGAAGGCCAUGGAGAAGGCGUCGGGAAAAGAGAUCAAAUACAAGAUUGUUGCUCGCCGGGAGGGAGACGUGGCCUCCUGCUACGCCAACCCCCGCCUCGCUGAACAGGAGCUGGGCUGGAAAGCAGCUUUUGGCCUGGAUCAGAUGUGUGAAGAUUUGUGGAGGUGGCAGUCUCAGAACCCCACUGGCUUCAGCAAGAACUAGCCGCCAGCCCACGCUGUCCACCCCCCUCUCCCACCUCUUGGCUCCCCGGGUGGGUUUGUGUCUCGCUCGGGGAAGAAGCCAGCUCUUCUUCUGCACAGCUCCCCAUCCUUCCCCUCCCGCCACUGAUGCACAGACACUGAGCCGGCCUGGAGAGAGAGAAUGAUCCAGCCCUCUUGUUGUGUGUCUUCCCUCUGCCUUCUGUGCCGGACAAGUUGGUGCUGAGCAGGGAGGAGAAUUGGAAGCUGGUCAGCCUCUGCCGGGGCUCUGGCUCCCACUGGCACCCCCUGUGGCUGGGGAUGAUGGGAGUUUCUAGUCUGACGGACAGCAGCUGGAAGGCCAAGGUGGUGCAGCCCUGCUUGGAGGGGUGCGUCAUGCUCAAGCCGCCCUGCUGGGGGGACAAGCUCUGCCCUGCAGAAGGAAGGCCUGAAAGUUCAAGGUGAAAGCAGAGGUCCCAAGAGAUGUAAGCGGAUCAAGGGGUGCGUGGGGGAAAUGGGAGGCGGGGGGCUGGA